This is a messenger RNA of Metarhizium album ARSEF 1941, 1380 nucleotides long. RefSeq names its product 1,3-beta-glucanosyltransferase Gel1. Lineage: Eukaryota; Fungi; Ascomycota; Sordariomycetes; Hypocreales; Clavicipitaceae. Bases 1 to 1380 code for a protein of 459 amino acids. The transcript is spliced from 3 exons. Gene Ontology annotation, molecular function: 1,3-beta-glucanosyltransferase activity. Gene Ontology annotation, cellular component: fungal-type cell wall; cytoplasm. Gene Ontology annotation, biological process: fungal-type cell wall (1->3)-beta-D-glucan biosynthetic process. The record is from RefSeq and is a predicted model, not a curated record.
AUGAAGGGCUUCGUAUUUGCUUCAGCCCUGGCCGCCGUUGGCACCGUCACGGCAUCGCCAACGGCCACCGAAAAGGAGCCCCCUACCAAGCGUGCCGGCUCUGUUGCUGUCACGGUUUCUGGCAACGCCUUCUGGAAAGGCAAGGAGCGAUUCUACCUCCGCGGCAUUGACUACCAGCCCGGCGGCUCGUCCGCCAACGAGGACCCUAUUGGCGAUCCCACUGUCUGUCUUCGCGAUAUCGCCGUCUUCAAGGAUCUGGGAGUGAAUGCCAUUCGUGUUUACGCCGUCGACAACUCUUUGAACCAUGACAAGUGCAUGCAGGCUCUCGAGGACGCAGGCAUUUAUCUGGUUCUCGAUGUCAACAACCCCAAGUACUCCCUCAACCGUCGUAACCCCGGGCCUUCAUAUAAUGCCAAAUACCUGCAGAGUGUUUUCGCCACUGUCGAUAUGUUUGCCCGCUAUCCCAACACCCUCGCCUUCUUCUCGGGUAAUGAGGUCAUCAACGACGAGAAGGACACUGACAAGGCUGCGCCGUACGUCAAGGCUGUCACUCGCGACAUCAAAAACUACAUGAAUUCUCGCGGUCUUCGCAAGGUUCCUGUUGGCUAUUCCGCUGCCGAUGUCUCUUCAAACCGAAUACAGACUGCCCACUACAUGAACUGCGGCACCGAUGACAUGCGAUCCGACUUCUUCGCAUUCAAUGAUUACUCGUGGUGCAACUCAAACUUCAAGCAGUCUGGCUGGGAUCAGAAGGUUAAGAGCUUCAGUGACUACGGCAUUGCUAUUUUCUUGUCCGAGUACGGAUGCAUUGACAACGGCCCCCGCAAGUUUGGAGAGAUUGGGGCCUUGAUGAACAGCCAAAUGACUAGUGUCUACUCUGGUGGUCUGAUGUACGAAUACACGUAUGAGGCUAACAAGUACGGUAUCGUCGAGCUCUCGGAUGGGCUCAAGUCCUCGUCUGUUAGUAAACGAGACGACGAGUUUAACGCAUUCAAGUCUGCUCUGAAGAACAACCCUGCCCCUACUGGUGCAGGCGGUGCGGCGUCGACCACUCACGCUGUCAACUGCCCUACCUCUGCUACUGGCUGGCAGGUUGACCCCAGUCUGGUCCCCGAAAUGCCCAGUCAAGCUCAGAAGUACAUGAAGAGUGGCGCUGGUAAGGGACCAGGUUUCGAGCUCGACGGUGAUGGCUCCCAGAACGCGGGUGACAGUGGUACCUCGACUGCUGGCGUUACUGGCGGUUCGCCCUCUCCCACUGGCAGCGGUGCCAAGGAAUCUGACAACGCUGGUAUUAGCACCGUCGGUCCUGUCGAGAAGGCACCCUUCAUCAUGACUGGAUUGGUCAUGUUUUUCACACUGUUUGGCGCCUUGCUUCUCUAA